UUGUGAGCCUCAGCUGCUGCCAAGGCCGCUCACUUCAAUUUCCACAGCUCGAGAUUUAGGGUUUGUCUCUUUUCAAAUCUUAAUCUCGUCGUUACGUGGGUGUCGGUGAUGGUAUUCUUCACUGCUCACUAGAAUUUCGGGUUCUGGUUUGUUGCUAAUCCUCUUAAAUUCUUGUUGAGCUACAUUUCAUUAACUGUGUCGGUGAUGUGGGUUUCUUCUCCGGAACUGAGGAGUAUAUCUGUUAAAUUUUGCGAUUUUCGUCUACAUCGUUUCCGUCAGACAUUGCAGAUCGAGCCCCUUUUGAUCUCCAUAAGCAAUUCCCAGAUAUUGCUCUGAAAUCAGCGACUGUUAUUGGGUAAGAUUUCUGGGUUUCUUUCAUUUUGAAUCUGUUUGGCUUCUGUUGCAACAAUGGUUUCCGCUAGAUUUGAUGUUUCAAAGCAAUACUACACAACAAGUAGUCUCGUUAUCGGAUACGCUCUCUGUUCGAGCUUACUUGCGGUCAUUAAUAAGUACGCUAUUACCGAAUUCAACUUCCCUGGUCUACUAACUGCUUUGCAGUACUUGACUUCAGCUCUUGGGGUCUGGGUGCUUGGGAAAAUAGGGUUUCUGUACCAUGACCCCUUCACAUUGGACACUGCAAAGAAAUUUCUGCCGGCGGCGAUUGUUUUCUAUCUCGCGAUCUUCACCAACACGAAUCUGCUUCGUCACGCCAAUGUGGAUACGUUCAUAGUUUUCAGAUCCCUUACACCUCUUUUGGUGGCUGUAGCAGACACUGCAUUUCGGAAACAACCAUGUCCGUCGAAACUCACUUUUCUGUCUCUGGUGAUCAUAUUGGGUGGGGCUUUUGGGUAUGUGGCCACAGAUUCGGCUUUCACCCUCACUGCUUACUCAUGGGCAUUUGCUUAUUUGAUUACAAUUACUACUGAGAUGGUUUACAUCAAACACAUGGUCACAAAUCUUGGGUUGAACACUUGGGGUUUCGUAUUUUAUAACAAUCUGUUGUCUUUGAUGAUGGCACCUCUGUUUUGGGUUUUGACUGGAGAGUAUGUUGAUGUGUUCUCUGCUGUGGGAUCAAAUUCUGGCAAUUGGAUUGAACCAGGGGCAUUUUUUGCAGUUUCAUUAUCAUGUAUUUUUGGCUUGCUCAUCAGUUUCUUCGGAUUUGCCGCGAGAAAGGCAAUCUCAGCCACAGCAUUUACAGUAACAGGUGUGGUUAACAAGUUUCUAACAGUUGUGAUCAAUGUCUUGAUUUGGGAUAAGCAUGCGAAUCCUUUUGGCUUGCUUUGCUUGAUUUUCACUAUCGUUGGGGGAAUUCUUUAUCAGCAAUCUGUUAGUGGAGGUGGCAGCCCUCCAGUGCAGCAUGAUUCCUCUAAUUCUAAGUUGAUGCAUAGUGAGGAUGAUGGCAAUGAUUCUGGAGACGAGAGUGAAGGAAAGGGAGGAUCUGGUAAAGUUUCUGUUGUAUGAGCUUUAGAAGAGAGUUCAUUUCUUUUUCUGAUUGCUGAUGAGGCUAAUGUAGAGUGCUUUAAGCAUAGCAUUAGAUGCUAUAGACCUUGGUUAUAUGUUCUUUAUGAAAAUAUCCUCACCUGGCUUGGUGUUUC
Telopea speciosissima is the source of this 1595-nucleotide messenger RNA. RefSeq names its product GDP-fucose transporter 1-like. Gene Ontology annotation, molecular function: GDP-fucose transmembrane transporter activity; antiporter activity. Gene Ontology annotation, cellular component: Golgi apparatus. Lineage: Eukaryota; Viridiplantae; Streptophyta; Magnoliopsida; Proteales; Proteaceae. The record is from RefSeq and is a predicted model, not a curated record. The coding region runs from base 409 to 1461 and encodes 350 amino acids. The transcript has a single exon.